Messenger RNA from Acaulospora colombiana, 1243 nucleotides. The record is from the annotation of a GenBank genome assembly. Lineage: Eukaryota; Fungi; Glomeromycota; Glomeromycetes; Diversisporales; Acaulosporaceae.
AUGCCAACACUAAACGAAGUCGCAGAAAGAUGGGUUUUACGCGAAAGGAUUAGAAAUGCUAUUUCUGAACUUCGCGACAAAUACGAUAAGAAUGGCAAUGAGAAGAGUGACGGCGAUGAUGGCAACGAGGUGAUUCACGAAGAACUCGAUGUCAUUGUAGAAGACUAUGUGGCUUAUGAACAAGACGAGGGCGACUUUUACAUUAACAUCGAUGAAGAUAGUGAAGCCGAUGAGUAUUCUUACAAAGGAGUCAUGACAUUGGUGACUGAAAUUUGCAAACUAAUUCUAAAAAGUUCAAAUAAAAUCACCCACCUCUUCAUUAACGGCACCGUAUCCACGAAUUUCAAACAUUUAUUGAAUAAUCUUCCGAACAUUCAAGGGGCAUCAAACUCACUCGAGAUUGAAGAUGUUCGAACGCCGGUCGAAUCUCUAAAAACCCAAUUUCCUAUGAUAAUAAUGAAUCAACGUGGCUUGAAAAAGUUAUUCUUCGGCGGAAAUGUGUGGGAUAAUCUAUCAGCGAUAAUAGCUGCCCUUCGAAGUCAGGCAAAAUCUUUGGUCGAACUUAAGAUCGAGUAUUUCACAAUAUGCGACAUGACAACAGUGGAACAUCUCAUACAAUGCACUAGUUUACAGAAACUAGACAUCAUGAUAGAUCUGAAUAUCUAUUCGAAUAGUAUGUUUUUUAAAAUGCUCGCAGCUUGUAAAUUUAAGAAUCUUCAAAAUCUAAGGAUUUUUUGGAUCAGUUAUAACGAAGAGAAAAUUCAAGUUGCCGAAGACUUGGAAAUAUUCUUUGAGAAUUGUGGAAAAUCACUAAAAGAAUUGGACCUUGAGUAUCAUUCUUAUGAAGAAAACGUACAAAUACUGGAAACAUUGAGGAGGAACUGUCCUCAACUGGAAAGCUUGUCUUUUCCUCUUGGUGGAAAUGAAGAAAUCAAGGAAUUCCUCAAACUUGUCAUUGAAUUAAAAUUCCUGAAAAAUUUGGUUCUUGGAAAGACGCGGUCGGAAAUUGAAGCUGAUGAAUUCUUUCUCGAUUUUGUCGAGAUUUGGGCAAAUUCCUCGAUAUCAUAUCUGAGCGCAAACUGGAUUAUUUCAGAUCUAACCUUGAAUGAAUUUCUUGAAGAUUAUAUUAUCCCGAUAAGAAAACUGGAGUACCUGUGUGAAGAAGAUUCAUAUGAAUCCCACAAGAGUAAUUUGAUUUCAUAUUCUCGGAAGCUUAGGCGAAAAGGACUUAUCAAGACAUUGA